This is a messenger RNA of Corythoichthys intestinalis (scribbled pipefish), 1270 nucleotides long. It is a transcript of the gene ppp1r3cb, whose product is annotated as protein phosphatase 1, regulatory subunit 3Cb. Gene Ontology annotation, cellular component: protein phosphatase type 1 complex. NCBI's taxonomy places the organism in Eukaryota, Metazoa, Chordata, Actinopteri, Syngnathiformes, Syngnathidae. The record is from RefSeq and is a predicted model, not a curated record. The transcript is spliced from 2 exons. Gene Ontology annotation, biological process: regulation of glycogen biosynthetic process. The coding region runs from base 155 to 1075 and encodes 306 amino acids. Gene Ontology annotation, molecular function: glycogen binding; protein phosphatase 1 binding.
AAAGUCAGGAGAGCACAACAGCUUCGCCACUGGCUGAAAAACUGCGAGACCAGCGACCCGGCGAGGGGGUGGAGGAGAAAAAAAAGACUCGAGCAUGCCCGGAAUGUUCUAGAAGCCAUUUCUUGCACUGCUGGGAUCUCAUCUUUACGUUCCCAUGAGUUCUGCCAGCCUUCUCAGGUCUUUCAGUCCGUCCGCGAUGCCCGGCCCGGUCUUGCCCAUGGACGUGGCAGUGCGCUUCUACAUCAGCCACUCUCCUCCUCCUCUCAGGGGCUUCCUCGGCUCCUACGAGGCCCCCCGCCGUCGGAGCAAGCGUGAGCGGGCGACGGCGCUCAGGCCCUGCCUUCAGAGGGCGGCGGCGCUGGACGAGGGCUGGAGCGCCAGAGGCCAGAAGAAGAAAGUGGUGUUCGCCGACUCCAAGGGAAUGUCGCUCACCGUUGUUCGCGUCUUCUCUAAGAACGAGGAGGAACGUUGCGGCGGCGCCGGCGAGGAGCUCCAGUUCGACAUGAGCGACUUGGAGAACGCGGCCGCCGAGCUGAAGAUCCAGCCGGCCCGCGGCUUGGCGCUGGACUUCAAGCAGCCCUCGGCCGACUACCUGGACUUUCGGAAUCGUCUGAUCCGGGACUCGGUCUGCCUGGAGAACUGCUCGCUGCAGGGGCGCUCGCUCACCGGCACCGUCAAGGUCCGCAACGUGAGCUUUCAAAAGUCCGUGCUGGUGCGGGCCACCUACGACUCGUGGGCCAGCUUCGUGGACGUGGACUGCACCUUCAUGAACAACGUCUACGGCGCACACGACACAGACACAUUCGCCUUCGCGGUGGACCUGCCCGAGGACAUCCCGCCGCAUCACCGCGUGGAGUUCUGCGUACGUUUCCAGGUCCCCGACCGGACCUUCUGGGACAACAACGAUGGCAAGAACUACACCCUCAAACACGCAGGCUGGGCCAGCACUCAGGAGGACGUGAAGCCUGCCGCCAAGAUCCCGGAGAUGGACCCGGACCAGCUGGGGAGUCCGCGCAUGUGCAGCGGCUUCUUCCCGGGCUGGCAAAGCUGGAACCACGCCGUUCCCUACUGGUGAACCUUCUUUCAGACUCUGAAAUCUCUCUGCACCUUGGACGCGUUGUCGGAAGGCGACGGCGUUUUGCCGUAUGCGCUUCCGCGGCUUUGUGAUUUGCACACAGACAGACUGGGACGAAUGCGUGAAGCGCAAUCAAGUUUUACUUUUUCUGCAAAUGAUUUUGAGUUUGGAAUAAAAGUUUCUAUUUAAACACUG